AUGUUUAAUUUAGAGGAUUUAUUGGCAGAGGAUGAAAAUGAUGUGAAUGAUGCAUCUAAUUUAGAGAUUGAUGAUAUCUUAAAUGAAAGUGAUAAUUCUAUAAAAGAAUUAAAUAUUGAAAAAGUAAGAAUAUGUUUGAAAAUUUAAGGCAAAUUAAAUUUUAAGUGAGAAAAAACAAAAAAUAAAAGUUUAAAUGAAAUAUGGAUAAAUAGAAUAUGAAGAAUUAAUAAGGAAAUAUAUUGAACAUGAUUUUGAAUAAUAAACAGAAGAAUUUAAAAUUGAAAUAUCUUCAUCUAAUGAAGAGGAAAUAGAACCAUAAUCAUUAAUUGAUUAAAUAGAUAAACAAGAAAGAAUUAUUAAAGAAACUACUCUAUAAAAUGUAGAAUUAGUUAAUAAUAAUAUUGAAAUAGAAAAUAUAGAGAUUCACGAUUUACAAUUAAUUUCUAAUCAUUUAAAGAAAUUAUCAGGUCAACCUUGUCUAAUUACUUUCUAAUAUAAUAUCUUAUCAAUAGGAACAUCUAUUGGUGAAAUCCUAGUUUAUUCAGCAGCUAAUAAUGACUUUAUUGGUAUUUAUAUUAACUAAGCGCAGUUUUGAAAUAUAAUUCUAAAGUGAGUGCAAUUGAUAAUACUUAAGCAUUUUUAGUGGCUAGCUAUGAAGAUUGUGCAAUUAUUUUAUGGGAUCCCAAUACUAAAGCUUAAUUAAAAAAUAUUAAACAUUAAGAACCUCUAUUAUCUUUGAAGUUUUUUAAUGAAACUUAAUUUAUCAUUUCUGAUUACUUAGGUUAAACAUCAAUGUGUAAAAUAACUAAAAUGUUAUGGUCAUAUUAAAUUGAAAUAGAGAAAUUAUUGCCAAGGUAUUUUAUUAAUAAAAUUUAUUUUAGAUAGAUUCAUCCAUUUUAUUAAAUAUCUAUAUGGAAAUAAGAAUAUAUUGCUUUUUCAUGUUUAGAAUAAGUAAUAGUUUUAAAAGUUGAUAAAUAAUCUUAAAUAAUUAAAAGAAUUAAGAGAUAAAUAGAUGGUUAUACAUAUCCUUGUACAAGUUGGGGAUAAUUUACUAAUACAGAAGAAUACACUGAAAUGAUUGAAAUUGCAUUAGCAGUAUCUUGGGGUACACAUAUAGAAAUUUAUAUUGUUGAAAAAUAAUAGAUGAUAUAAAAAUAUUCUUUUAUUUUAAAUACCAUUAUUUCUUGUAAUUGGUUAUCUAGAGAUAUGUUAUUAGUUUUUACAAGGGAAUUUUAAAUUGUUACUUUGAAUGCAUAGUUUUUUAAUAAAGAUAUUAUUACUGAAGAAUCUAGAAACACUUUAAGAAAAUAAAUGAAUUAUUUAACAAAUAAAACUGAAAAAGCAAUUUAAUCAAUUAUACCUUUAGGAGAUGUUAUUAAUUUUCCAUUAUAAAUUAAUAAUGGAUAAUAAAUGGUAUCUGUCUAUAUGAAUUGUAUAUCUGCUAAUGCUAGAUUUAUUUAUAUAUUAUCUCUUCCAUUAAUUAAAAGAGUUAAAUUAUUAAUAUGGUCAGAUUAUUUGAAAUUAAUGAUAGAAAAAGCAGAAACUAAAUAAAAUUGGUAUGAUAUAUUAUCUUUUGGAAUCAAAUUAUAUUGGAAUUAAAUUCAUUGUUUUGCUAUUCCUCAAACUAGUUAUGAUUAAAGAGUUGUAUUUUCAGAUAUUUCAAAAGAUAUAUGUAGUACAUUUAUAAAUCUUGUUGGACAAAGUAUUGAAUCUUAAAAAAUAUCAGAAUAAUUGAAAUAUGAAUAAUGGACUUAAACCAUAUAUUCAGCUAUAUAAUAUUGUAUACAUUGCAAUUAAUAGUAAUAUCUCUUUACUGGUUUAAAGACUCUAUUAAUUAAAUUUCAUCGUUAUACAUAAUUAUUAGCAUCUUUAGAAGAAUUUAUAUUAAAUAAAUAAAUUAAAUAAAUUCCUACUGAUUUACUUCUUUAAAUAUCUACACAUUAUAAAGUUUUAAAUAAAUCAGAUAUUGUAGAAUAAUUAAUAUUGUCAUUAGAUCCAAAAUGUUUAGAUAUGACAACAAUUUUUUAAAUUUGUUAAGAAAAUGAUUUAUAUACUCCAUUAAUGGUUGUGUGUCCACGUAUUGAUCAUGAUUAUAUUACACCAUUAUAAAAGAUGUAUUCUAACUUUUUGAAAACUUAGAAUUAAAAUAUGUUAUUAAAAUCUUUAUGGUUUAUUAAAUUGACUUUUCAAUAGAUUUUAUUUCCAAAUGAAAGAAUACCUUAAGAUAGAUUUUAACAUGCUUUUGGAUAAGUUAUUAUGUGGUUAUUAAUUGAAGAUAUUUUAAGGAAUUUUGGAAUUCAUUUACCAAAAGAACUUUUUGAAAUUCUAAAAUUUGCUAUGAAUUAUUCUUAAUUAUUUAAUUCAGAAUAAUUAUAAAAAUAUUUUAAUAACUAAAAACCAAUUUUAGUUGCUUUUAUACAUAAAAUUUAUAAAAGUUUAUCUUAAUCAAUUGUUACUCAUGAAACUUUAGGAAUAGAAUUUAGUAAAUUCAUAGGUUCAAUAAAAGGAUUAGUAUUAGAUGAAGAAGUAUACAUAAAAUCAUUAAAACAUUUAGUAUCAGAUAGAAAGAAUUUCUAAUUAAUAUUAAACAUAUUGGAAUAAAUUGAAUUAAAACCACUUUUAAAAAAUGAACUUUAUGAAUAAUCUAAUGAUAAUUAUAUUAAAUCUCUAUUUGCAUCAGAUAUCUAUAAAUAGAUUGAUCUUUGUUUAUUAAAAAUAAAUAAAAAGUUUUUCUCACUUUGGAUAUCAAGAUAACUUAAUUAAAAGAGAGAAUAAACUUUAAAAGUAUUAGAAUUAUAUUUUGAUACACUUUUAGAAAAUCAUUAAACUUUAUAGAUCUUAAAAUAAAUAGUUCCAACAUUAACAUCUUAAGAAUAAUAUAAAUUAAUGAAAAGGGAAUAAAUUACUAAUGGUUAUAUGGAAUUAUUUCAAUCUUUAGGUCCUUAAAAUAAAGAUUUAAGAAGUUUAUUAAUUAGAGCAAGUUGUAUUCAUACACCACAUCAUGUUUUAGAUAAAAUUCAUCAUUUUGCUUUAGAUGAUCUAGAAACAAUAUUUAUAGAAACUAAACAUAAAGAAGGAUUAGGAUACAUAUAUGCAAGAGUUGGUAAAUUUGAAAUUGCUAUGUAAUUUUUUAUUUAAAACUUGCUUGAUUAUUUAUAAGAAUGUUUUACAUAAUAAUCAUUUUCAAAUGAAAUACUGAAUUUAAAAUUUGAUUUAUUAUUUUAGACAUGCAAAGAUCAUCUAUCUCAUAAUGAUUAAAAUUUAUUUUUAGAAUUAGGUCAUCAAUUAUUUAAUUCAGAAACAUAUUCAUAAAUUUGGAUUUUAUCAGAAUAAAUCAAUUAAAAUAAUUAUUAAAAUAUAAUACCUAUUUUAUAAGUAAUUAAUACUAGAUUAUGUGAAUAUUACAAUUAUUUAAGUAUUGAAGAAUUGAUUAAUUUGAUGGAAGAAUAAAUAGAAAUAUUUAAAAUGGUAUGGAUUAAAUGGAGUUUUAAAAAUUUGAUUUAUGAUUAAAGAGUAUAAUAUAGAAUUAGAUACCAAAGUUAUUUUAUUGAAUUAUAAACAUAUUUAGGAUUCAAAUAUUAAAUAUUCCAUUAAAAUGUAUAUAAUAUUAUUUUAUAAUAGGCAAGUAGUCCUGAAAUUUAAAAUAUAUGUAGUAAUUGUAAUGAAUUUAUUACAAAUGAAUCUAAAUAACAUAUUUUAAUUAGAAAAUGUUCACAUUCAACACAUCAAACUUGUUUAUAAUAACCAUUCUGUCAUAUUUGUAAUCCAAAAGUAAAAAUGCAAUUGGAAAGUGUAUUAGCCAAUAGAAAUGUUAAUGAUGGAGUUGAUAUGAAGAGAAGAUAAAUUUUAAUAAAAGAAAAUGAAAUUAUGAAAGUAAUUUAUUUUUAUCUAUUUUUUAGAAUCAUCGUAAAUUAGAAGAAUAAAUAGAAGAUUUGUAAUUAACAGCAGAGGAUAUUCGUAUUCAUGAGGAAAAUCGGAUAAUCCAUGAUUUAGAACUUUUUGAUAAAUUUUUUAAUUUAUGAGUU
Messenger RNA from Paramecium pentaurelia, 4025 nucleotides. The record is from the annotation of a GenBank genome assembly. NCBI's taxonomy places the organism in Eukaryota, Ciliophora, Oligohymenophorea, Peniculida, Parameciidae.